Messenger RNA from Pipistrellus kuhlii (Kuhl's pipistrelle), 1424 nucleotides. RefSeq names its product F2R like thrombin or trypsin receptor 3 (gene F2RL3). Gene Ontology annotation, cellular component: membrane. Gene Ontology annotation, biological process: positive regulation of Rho protein signal transduction; phospholipase C-activating G protein-coupled receptor signaling pathway; blood coagulation. The coding region runs from base 40 to 1212 and encodes 390 amino acids. Gene Ontology annotation, molecular function: thrombin-activated receptor activity. NCBI's taxonomy places the organism in Eukaryota, Metazoa, Chordata, Mammalia, Chiroptera, Vespertilionidae. The transcript is spliced from 2 exons. The record is from RefSeq and is a predicted model, not a curated record.
GGCUGACGCCCAGAGCAGCCGGCGCCCGGCCCCAGUAGCAUGUGGGCGCCCCUGCUGCUGUGGCCCCUGGCCCUGGGGUCCCGGCUGGAGGGCGGCACCCCAACUCCCAGUGUCUACGAUGAAGACUGGAGCACAGGGGGAGGAGAUGGUGUCCAGCGGGGACCUUGGACCACUCCCCGGGGGCCAGCAGGAUGCCUACCUCGCUCCUUCCCCGGCCGGCUCUGUCCCAACGGCAGCAACACCCUGGAGCUUCCGGAGAGCUCGCAGGCGCUGCUGCUGGGCUGGGUGGCCACGAGGAUGGUGCCCGCUCUCUACGGGCUGGCCCUGGUGGUGGGGCUGCCCGCCAACGGCCUGGCCCUGUGGGUGCUGGCCACGCGUGUGCCCCGGCUGCCGUCCACGCUGCUGCUCAUGAACCUGGCGGCCGCCGACCUGCUGCUGGCCCUGACCCUGCCGCCCCGCAUCGCCUACCACCUCCGGGGCCAGCGCUGGCCCUUCGGCGAGGCCGCCUGCCGCCUGGACACGGCUGCGCUCUACGGCCACAUGUACUGUUCCAUGCUGCUGCUGGCCGCCAUCAGCCUGGACCGCUACCUGGCCGUGGUGCACCCACUGCGGGCCCGCGCCCUGCGGGGCCGGUGCCUGGCCACCGGGCUCUGCACCGCGGCCUGGCUGGUGGCGGCCACCCUGGUGCUGCCCCUGGGGCUGCGGCAGCAGACCUUCGGGCUGCCGGGCUCGGAUCGCCUGCUGUGCCACGACGCGCUGCCCCUGGACGCCCAGGCCUCCUACUGGCGGCCCACCUUCAUCUGCCUGGCCGUGGUGGGCUGCCUCCUGCCCCUGCUGGCCACGCUGCUCUGCUACGGGGCUACCCUGUGCUCGCUGGCCACCGAAGGCCAGCGCUACUGCCACGCGCUGAGGCUGACGGCGCUGGUGCUGGCCUCGGCCCUGGCCUUCUUCGCGCCCAGCAACGUGCUGCUGCUGCUGCACUACUCGGACCCGGGCCCGGAGGACUGGGGGAACCUGUACGCCGCCUACAUGCUCAGCCUGGCGUUCAGCACCCUCAACAGCUGUGUGGACCCCUUCAUCUACUACUACGUGUCGACCGAAUUCAGGGACAAGGUGCGGGAAGCGUUGCUCUGCUGGGUGCCCGUCUCCACCACGGUCUCCAAGGAGAGGGGCAGCCCGGCGACGGGCACCAGGUCCUCAUCGCUCGUCUGACAGCCCCUCCCCUCAGGAGGCAGAGCAACGAGGAGGGCUUGUCCUGGGCUGAACGGGUCUCCCGCCAAAGUCGUGUCCCUCAGGAACCUCUAAUGAGCUCGUAUGGAAGUAGGGUCUAUGCAGGUGUCAUUAGUUAAGAUGAGGUCACAUUGGAGUAGGAUCGGCUAAUCUCUAUAUAUAAAAGGCUAAUAUGCUAAGUGCACGACCGUCCG